GGCAACAGGCAGGCCCGAGUUCAAAUGCCGCUACUGCCCUUGCCCAGCUGCUUGACGUGGAAGUCACCGCUCUGAGCCUCGUUUGGCCCAUCUGUUAAAUGGGGGGAAAGGCAGGGAGGCAUGGGGAGUGCUCCAUACCUGUGGGCCCGCGGGCUGAUGGGGGUCCAGCCCCGGGCGCUGGGAGCGGUGUGGACUCGCAGGACCCCCUCGGGGCGGGGCGGGGCGGGGCGGGGCAGCGCUGACGCAGCCCCGGGACUGAGGAGCGGCGCUCCGCCCGCAGGCCUCCCGGCCCUGCCCGCCCGCCGCCUGCCGCCCGCCGGGCCCGCGGGGCCGCGUUGUCCGCCGGCCGGAGUCGCAGGAGCCAGAGAUGGGAAACGUCGAGUCCCAGCGGGAGCUGUGGUGCCCUGGCAGAGGCUCUUUCCGGGGAUGUCCAGUCUCAGUCCACGCCCCUGGGCCCUAGCCGAGUCCCCGGCCUCAGUUUCCGCUUCUGACACGUGCGGGGCAGAGGUUCCCACCUCCCGGCCGGAAGCAGCCGAGCCCCCAGCUCUGAGAGGGUUAGGACCUCCCUUGACCUCGCUGCCCUCUCUCUGGAGGACACCCUUUUGGUCUCCGCCAAAUACGGAGUGAGCGACGGCUCCGUGGUGGCCCUUUGGGGGUCUCUGGGCUCCUUCGUGCCCUCCUCCAUCAACCCCCCCGGGGCACCUGGUGUGCUACCCCUCCGGCACCCUCUCCAGCCCCACCCCAGCUGCCCAAGGACUCUGCCUUUGUUACCACCUCCCCAAGAUAGGGGAAUCACCCUGCCCAGAGGGACAAAGCAGGGCCCAGGCUGGCCGCGACUGUCCCCUCCUGCUCGCAUCCCUGUUCCCACAGCCAAAGAGCCCGGCAGCCAAAUCAGGCCCAGAUAAAAAAUAAAAAAGGAGAGUCAAGAUGGAACCUU
This is a messenger RNA of Bubalus bubalis (water buffalo), 937 nucleotides long. RefSeq names its product translation initiation factor IF-2. The transcript is spliced from 2 exons. NCBI's taxonomy places the organism in Eukaryota, Metazoa, Chordata, Mammalia, Artiodactyla, Bovidae. Bases 121 to 627 code for a protein of 168 amino acids. The record is from RefSeq and is a predicted model, not a curated record.